GCGUUCAGUUGGACAAUGGGUCAAUUUCUGUUGGACAGUGGAACGAAGAUUUUGGUAAUUGUGGUUGCAAUUUAUUGUGCAAGAAUGGUGCAACAGGGACAGAAACAAACAUUUGUGGAUACUUCUACUCCGGAAUAUAUUGGAAGGAUAAAGUUUCCAGGAUAUUUCCGAACUGAAGAAGAACAAAAGACUUGGGAGAAGAUAAUUUAUGGUCAUAAGAUAGACAGCGUAUGUUGCAACGGCAAAAGUAUUUGGAAAACACCGGAAAAAAUGCGUGACAUCAAUGGCACGGAACGCGACAUCGUACAGUUCACCAAACUGAGGCAGUUUUAUAGGGAAGUAGAAUGCACUUUUGCGAUUGUGUUCAUGGAGAAGCUACAACAACUGCGGGUUUCAGUGGAUCACACUCGGCCCCAGGUCUUAUUUCAGUAUGGUACCUAUUUCAGCGAAACUUAUCUAUUGAAGAAUCGGCACAAGGUCUGAAAUGUGGCGGAGGAGAACAGUCGACUAUCCAACUGGUACUUAUUUUAUCGACCCCGAAAGGAUAAAAAACAAAGUGGACCUCGCCGGAAUCUGAACUUAGAACGGAAAGACAGACGUUUUUAGCCUUUAGACAAUGAUAAUGGUUAUAUAUGUUCGCGUGCAGUUAAAAUGGUGAACAAUCAUUCGUUUCUUUCUUUCUUUCUUUCUUUCUUUCUUUCUUUCUUUGCGACUCAAGGGUAGCCUUUCUUUGCUAUUUCUAGCUUGUAGAGCGACCACCUUGCGGUUUCCUCGAACCGAAACUCGCUGCUGCUGUUUUAAUUCAAUAAAUUUGUCGUUACUGACUGAACAUAUCAGGCUGCCAAUGGUAGCACUGUCGGCAUAAACGGUGCCACGUUUAUGAUUGAACACUUUAAUUCAAUCAAAAUCACUUCUUUGCCCAUUGAUCACAUGUUUUUCAUGGCUGCACAAACACCUUCUUUUACGGGUAGCUCUUGAUUCUACAUUCUAUAUUUUAAUCUGUUGUUGUUGUUGUUGUUCUUCUUCUUCGUUCACGUUUGAUCAUUAAAAUUUUCCCCCCUCUUUUAAGAUUUUCUCGUUUGAAACUUUAAAAGAAUUAUGUUGAAUGUCACUGUGGCAUGUUUAUCUCCCCUAUAUUCACUGAUGGCUGUGCGUUAGUGUGUAUGUACCUUUGUGUGUGUGUUUGUGUG
Octopus bimaculoides (California two-spot octopus) is the source of this 1190-nucleotide messenger RNA. RefSeq lists its product as uncharacterized. The record is from RefSeq and is a predicted model, not a curated record. Lineage: Eukaryota; Metazoa; Mollusca; Cephalopoda; Octopoda; Octopodidae.